Messenger RNA from Hevea brasiliensis (rubber tree), 1464 nucleotides. RefSeq names its product NADP-dependent alkenal double bond reductase P2. The record is from RefSeq and is a predicted model, not a curated record. NCBI's taxonomy places the organism in Eukaryota, Viridiplantae, Streptophyta, Magnoliopsida, Malpighiales, Euphorbiaceae. Bases 204 to 1250 code for a protein of 348 amino acids. Gene Ontology annotation, molecular function: 2-alkenal reductase [NAD(P)H] activity. The transcript has 5 exons.
AUCACAUCAUCGCUUACCGCUUUGCUAUGAUUAUUGCAUCUUAUGUGCCCCACAUAUUGAUGCGCGUUUAAUAUUGUUUCUCUAUCUACUCAUCAAAUCACGACUGUAAAUGUAAUUACAAAUCCAACCUCUGAAGGUAUAUAUAGAUGGCCAAAACAAGAUCAUCCACACUAGGGAUUGAAGAGUUGUGAAGUGGAGAAGAGAUGGCAGGUGAGGAAGAGACAGUGAGCAACAAACAGGUGAUAUUCAAGGGUUAUGUGAGUGGUUUUCCUAAAGAAACAGACAUGUAUUUGACCACUACUUCUACUAAACUCAAAGUACCAGAAGGUAGUAAAGCUGUUUUAGUUAAAAAUCUCUACUUGUCCUGUGAUCCUUACUUGCGAUUCCGCAUGUCAAAUAUCCCAUCUGAAGAUCCCGAGUUCUCUCCCUUUCAGCCUGGCUCUCCGAUAUAUGGAUUUGUAGUGGCUAAAGUGGUGGAUUCUGGGCACCCUGACUUCAAGAAAGGAGACUUGGUGUGGGGAGUAAACGGCUGGGAAGAGUACAGUCUUAUAACAGAGCCUGAGAGACUCUUUAAAAUUCCACAUACUGAUGUUCCCCUUUCCUACUACACUGGACUUCUUGGCAUGCCUGGCGUCACUGCUUACUUUGGAUUAACAGACAUUUGUUCUCCCAAGGAAGGAGAACGUGUGUAUGUAUCAGCAGCAUCUGGUGCGGUUGGUCAGCUUGUUGGACAGUUUGCAAAGUGGAUGGGCUGCUAUGUUGUUGGAAGUGCUGGAAGCAAACAAAAGGUUGAACUAUUGAAGAACAAGUUUGGUUUUGAUGAAGCUUUCAAUUAUAAAGAGGAGCAUGACUGGAAUGCAGCUUUGAAAAGGUAUUUCCCAGAAGGCAUUGACAUUUACUACGAAAAUGUUGGGGGCAAAAUGCUUGACGCAGUGCUUCCAAACAUGAGAGCACAUGGACGGAUUGCAGCAUGUGGAAUGAUCUCUCAAUACAAUCUGCAGCAGCCUGAAGGAGUACACAAUUUGGCUACCAUUAUUUUAAAGCGACUGCGGAUACAAGGAUUUAUAGCUUUCGAUUACUUCAGCCAGUACUCCAGGUUGUUGGACUUUGUUGUUCCUUACAUUAGAGAAGGAAAAAUUACUUAUGUGGAAGACAUAACUGAAGGCAUUGAGAAUGCUCCUGCUGCUCUGAUAGGCCUUUUCAGUGGCCGCAAUGUUGGGAAACAAGUAGUAGCAAUUGCUCACGAGUGAUUUAGCUUUCUGUUCAGAUCAUCUAGCUGCAGUGCUCUUGUUAUGUUUUAUACCGUGCAACCAUUGUAUGUAUAGUUUCUUUAUAACCAUGGAUUAUGGUGGGUUCCAUGUGAAUCACCAUACCAUAUAUAAUAAUUUCUUGUUUUGUAUUUGCUUACCUCUACUUGAUAAUAAAACGUCAUUAGGACAUUGGUCCUAUAGCAUUGCAGUGUCA